Messenger RNA from Schistocerca cancellata (South American locust), 3536 nucleotides. Its product is annotated as protein FAM114A2. The record is from RefSeq and is a predicted model, not a curated record. The transcript is spliced from 9 exons. Lineage: Eukaryota; Metazoa; Arthropoda; Insecta; Orthoptera; Acrididae. The coding region runs from base 173 to 2263 and encodes 696 amino acids.
UUUCCCCAAGAUAUCUCUGGUUUACGAGGAACCUGUUGGAGAUGUGUAAAUGUCACAUCUGUGGUGUAGUCUGCUAUUUAGUUAUAAUUUGAUGAUAGAAAACUGUGUUCUACGAAUUAAUGUUGAUCAGCCAUAGAUCUGAAAAGGAAAAAAGGGAAUAAAUUUUCAAAGGAUGGCUACUUCUGACAGUGAAGCAUUUGAAAGUGCUGAUGAGGAUUUUGAUUUUGAUAUUGACUCUCGUGUGUCUGCUGCAUCACAUAAGAAAACUCCCAGAGACAAUUGUGAAGUUUUGAACAGCCUGAAGGCUGGCGGGGAUGGUCUUGUUGCUAAGGAAAUAGAAAAAUCUGAGAGAUCACAGGUCAUUGAAGAUGAUAAAAAAUUGGAGGACAGUUUGAAGUCUCUAGAAAUUAGUGAAACUUUAGUUCAGGUGAAAGAUGACUCCAAAGGUUUUAGUGUUGGUGACAAAAGUGAUAGCAGUGAUAGUGAUGGAGGUGGUGAUAGUGUAAGAACGCUUAAAGGUGACAGUAAGCCUAAACAAGAUCCUGUGACAGCAGUGCCAAUUGAAAAUGAGCUCCUUGAAACAAAUACACCAUCAAAGGACAGUUCUGUGCCCUCAGAAGUUAACACAAGUGAUGCUCAGAUCAAAACUGAUGCAGAUAGUGUUAGAAGCAACAGCAGUUCUAGAAAACAUGAAAAGAAAAAAAUGCAAACAAGAGAGACAAAACCUAAAAGUUCAAUAAAAAAGUUAGGAACAAAAAUCACAUCAAAGUCUGCGACAUCUAUCUCUGACAGUGGAACUAGUAGUGACUCUGUUGCCUGCAGUAAUCAGCACAAGGAAAGCGUACAGAGUGAUAGCUUGACAAACACAAGAGAAUCAGAAAAAUUAUUAGAACCAAUAAGUACAGAUCCGGACACCACAGUUUCAACAGGAAUGCAAUCUGAAAAAAAUGAAGAGAAAAUUAGCUCUGUCCUGGAGAAACUUACAGAAACAUCCCAUGCGAAGGAAGGCAGUGGAUGGGGAGGAUGGGGCAACUGGGGUGUUUCUUCUCUCUUGUCAACUGCUACAGAAAGUGUCUCAACUCUGACCAGUCAAGUCACUCAUGGAUUCAGCAGUGUUCUUGAAACAGGAAUUGGAAUUCCAGACCCAGAAGAGCUAGCCCGUCUCGAUGCAGAACGUGAGCGGAAGAGUCAAAACAAGUGCAGCAGUGCAACUCUUGUGUCUGAGGAACCUGAAACAGAAAGUGCACAGUCAGUUCCAGAGGAAAAAUCGACAGAAAGUCAAUCACAAGAUGGUGCAGGAUUGUUUGGCUUCAGCCGUGUCUUUUCUGGUGUGUCCACAAUAACAAAGCUUGUGGAGUCCACAGGAAGCAAAGUAAUUACUGGUGGUCUUGACACAUUGGAAACUAUAGGAAAAAAGACAAUGGAAGUGUUACAAGAGGGUGAUCCCGGUCUGAGAAAAAAGAGAGAGAUUUUCUCAGAGAAAAUUAUCCUCUCACAGGUUUUGAGAGAAGCAAAAGAGAGAGCUGAAAUGGAAGAUAAAUUAAAUGAAGAUAAAGAAGUCUUGAGGAAAGCACAUUUCGAAACACUGUUUGAUGAUUUUCAAGGUCUUGUGCACUUGGAAGCUCUUGAAAUGCUGUCUAAGCAGUGUGAGCUCAAAGUGGAAGCCAUUCUGCAGUCUCUAACUGGUCAAGUUGCAGUUGAACUGCAAGACAAGAUGACGGCAUUAAAAGAGUUAUGUGAAAUUCCUGAUGAUGAUGCAGAUGAGACAGAAGACCAAAGCACAAGUGAUGAGUGGCUAAAAAGUCUUGGUGAAUCCUCCCAUGAUCUUGGAGUGAAUGUACCUGUUGAUAAAAUUGCAAAUAGCUGGUCAGAGACAAUACAAUGGCUCAGUGAGUAUUCACCAGAAAUUAGGCCCCAAGAAUUCCACCAUAAAGCUAUUUCAGCACUAGCUAGACUUACAGCAGUGUCUGUAGAACAGUUCCACAAGACUGCAGAAUUACUGUUGGUAAAGGAAGAUCGAGAUCCGUUCCAAGAGGCUCACUGUCUCCAAGAAAUGACUCUUUUAUUGUCAGUCCACAUCAGUAUACUGGCUGCAAAAUUUUCUGACACCCUGUCUUCUCGUGAAGAAGAAGAAAGCCCAGGAUUAACGUCUGUUAGUGAUAUAAUCACUAACAUUUUUCUUGAGGCCUCCAAUAGCAGUUCUUAUAUAAAAGAAGCAUUUCAACUCAUUAUACCAGUACUACAACUGGGUGUGACGCCGUAAUAUGAAAAUGACUUACAAUAUCAUCACACUAAUUGGAGUAACUGAUGUACUGUCAUGUUAUGUGCAAUAGUACAGAAACAAUGUGUAUUAAAACACCCAAGGAAAUAUUAACCUCAAGCUUCUGAGGAUCCCUCUAACUCAAGAUGAAAGUGAAAUGGAACAGAGAAGAUACCAAACAAAAAGAUAGGUCACCCACUAAGUAGUAAUCCCAGUCCUGGUGUCCAUUGCACCCUGCUCUGUCAUUCUCUUCAUUCCCCCACCUCUCACUCUCUUGCCUCCGCAGAAGAGAGCCUGUUUUUAAAGUAUUUAAGACAUCAGGUGUGCUACAUUUUUCACUCUACUUAUUGACAGAGCUGUAUUUAUGUACCAUUGCACCUAAUAAAUUAUUAAAGUGGUUAUUGUCAAAGUUCAGUCUUGUCAAAAAUUGUGUUACUCUUAGUGUUACUAGUUUUUAACAGAACUGUCAUCUUGUAAAGUUCUAAGCAUUUUAGUUUGUUAUCAAAAUAUUCAGAAUCAAAUAUAUGUAUUUGUUAUUGUUGAGAAAAGAGAGAACACAAGUUUAAAUAAUUGAUUACUUUUUUUACCCACAUCUGACUUUCAGGUAGAGAAUCUGAAAGAUAAAUCAAUAAGAUGAUUUUAUUUGAUCGUGUAUAUGGAUGUUGCCAAGAUGGUGAACAUGAGAUUUGAAUGCCACAGUUAUAUUACAUCCCUAGCAUUGUUAUACAAUAAUUUAUUAUGUAAUAUAUUUAACUAAAUUUGUACUUAUCAUAUGUUCCAUAAUCGUGGACAUUUUUCCACUGUUAGUCCAGGUAUUUAAAUUUGGUGAUGCUUCUUGGGAGUGGACCAAGGAUAUCCCCUGGUAAAUUGUUCCAUUUGUACUCCUGAACCAACAAGCAUAUUUACUCCUAUUGUUGUUUCAGGAUUUCACACUUCUCUUGUACUCAAGGUACUUCUCUCCAUCAUAUAUCCUUAUGUUCUCACCUGCAUUCUCACCCACAUAUGCUUGGUAAAUUCCUUCAAGUCUGGCUGUUAUCUUUCUUCUUACAUGGCCUUCCAGUUCCAGUUUCUUUAUUAUUUCUGUGGCAUUGGUUGCACUGUGUAUACCUGGUUGUGUUCAGUUGCACUCGUAUAUGCUUGCUUAAGUAUCUGUGCCUUAUCACUACAGCAUACUCCUGUUGGGAUUGUGGCAGCAUCACUAAUACAUUUCAUCACAAUGAAUGAGCAAACCUAUCGCUGAAAGUACCUUUGGCACAGCUGGCAUGGUUACAGUUGU